Molecule: messenger RNA, 907 nt
Organism: Saimiri boliviensis boliviensis (Bolivian squirrel monkey)
Lineage: Eukaryota; Metazoa; Chordata; Mammalia; Primates; Cebidae
Gene: GTF3C6
Product: general transcription factor IIIC subunit 6
Biological process (GO): transcription by RNA polymerase III
Cellular component (GO): transcription factor TFIIIC complex
Source: RefSeq, a predicted model, not a curated record
GGACGCCCGCAGCCACCCGCCCGCCGGAAGCCGACAUCUCGGGUCCGGGCAGGAGCGGUCCGCGCGGCGAGGAGCAGAGCGGCCGGAACCCAGAGAGCAGCUCCGCAGAGGAGCUGCUGCCCGUACUCAAGAUGGCGAUUCCGGGCGGGCGUGGCCAGUGACUGGGAGGCGAAGCGGCGAGGGACCAUGGCGGCUGUCGACGAGCGGAGUCUGGAGGACGAAGAAGAGGAGGAAGAGGAGGAGCAGUUGGUUCUGGUGGAAUUAUCAGGAAUCAUUGAUUCAGACUUUCUCUCAAAAUGUGAAAACAAAUGUAAGAUUUUGGGCAUUGACACUGAGAGGCCCAUUCUGCAAGUGGACAGUUGUGUCUUUGCUGGGGAGUAUGAAGACACUCUUGGGACCUGUGUUAUAUUUGAAGAAAAUGUUGAACAUGCUGAUACAGAAGGCAGUAAUAAAACAGUGCUAAAAUAUGCAUGCCAUACCAUGAAGAAGCUCAGCAUGACAAGAACUCUUCUGACGGAGAAGAAGGAAGGAGAAGAAAACAUAGGUGGGGUGGAAUGGCUGCAAAUAAAGGAUAAUGAUUUCUCCUACCGACCCAACAUGAUCUGUAGCUUUCUUCAUGAAAAUGAAGACGAAGAAGUGGUAGCUUCAGCCCCAGAUAAACCUUUGGAAUUGGAAGAGGAAGAUAUUCAAAUGAAAGACAGUUCAAACCUGAGUUGUGAGCAAGAGAAACCACUGCACUUGGAAAUAGAAGAUUCUGGUACUCUUAUUGAUAUACCUUCUGAGACAGAAGGUUCUAUUUUUAUGGAAACUCAAAUGCUGCCUUAGAAAUCAGUCCUAGAUGAAAUGUUUCUCAUAAUAACUUGUCAAGUACUUUUUAGAGUUCUUACAUAAAAAUAAUUGCUGUGUA